AUGAGGGCUGCCCACUGGAGUCGAUGUAUUCAGGUCCUUCAAGAGAACACGGCUUGCAUCUAUUCGGUUGCUUGGGGCCCGAAUGGUGAACUCGCAUCUGGAUCGCGUGAUAAAAUGGUGAGAACAUGGGAUCCCAAUACAGGGAAAUGCCUAGCAACUCUGGAAGGACAUGAAGACACGGUGGUUUCCGUUGCUUGGUCGAAAAGCGGCGUUCUCGCUUCUGGAUCAAUCGAUGGAACCAUUAAGAUCUGGGACACGGCUAUGAGACACUGUGUGGCCACUCUAAAAGAUGGCAAAAGUAAGGUUCUCUCGAUAGAUUGGUCUCCUGGGGGCGUGUUACUUUGCUCAGGGUGUGAGAAUGGCGUCAUCAAAAUUUGGGAUACAGCAAUUGGAGAAUGUAAGUCAAGUCUGAAAGCAGAUAUAGAUAAUGUUGGCUCAGUUUCCUGGGGGCGGGAUGGUCGACUGGCAACCUUUUGUCAUGGUGUGAUGCGAGUUUGGAACCCGCUGACUGGUGAAUGUCUCUCAAUCAUCUCGGGGUGUGGAGAAGGUAUACGUUCCAUUGCUUGGUCUACCGACGGGCGAAUAGGAACUGGCUCUAACAGCCAUAUACCUGCUGUGUGGUCCCCAAGGUCUGAGCUCUGCCUUGCAAGCUUUAAAGGGCAUGAAUAUUCUGUGACCUCUGUCGCAUGGUCUUCGAAGGGAAUUUUUGCUUCUGGGUCUUUGGAUGAAACUAUCAAGUUCUGGGAUCCACGCACUGGAAGGCAUAUUGAGACUAUAGAGGGACAUGGAGACUCAAUCAUGUCAAUUGAUUGGUCAGAGGAUGGGAAGCUUGUCUCUGCCUCCUCUGAUGGUACUAUCAGACUUUGGGAUACAACAGGGAUAGAAGAUCAGCCGUUCUUGACUUGGAUUUUUUACCGUAUUUCGUUCAUGAUCUGGUCAGCAUUUGCGACAUUUGUCUGGUGCAUUGCACAGGGACAAGAUAGGAAGAAACCGAUUUCUUGGACGAAUUAUUCAACGGGGAUGACUCACAACCCGCUGACUGACAGAUUCGAACCUAUCAAGAUACACAAAUCCGACAAAACUAGGAUGAUCUUGGCCUCUACCUUUUGGGCAGUCCUUUUCUUUAGGAGUCGGUCGAUGAUCACGUUUGGACUUUAUUUCAUGUCUAUUGUGACGACAUGCUCGAUCCUCUGGAAAUGUCGAAUUGUCAGAAUCUGGGUUCCUCAUGAAGGAAGUGGCAUUUUUAUAAGACCUAUCGAUGGGGAGCAAAAGUCAGUCACAUGUCUCGCUUGGUCCCCGGACAACAAAUUGUUAGCCUCUGGAUCUCGAGACGCCACAGUCAAGAUCUGGAAUGCAAAAACCGGACAAUGUAUCUUGACACUCGAAGGACAUUCCUCCUGGGCCAGGUGCGUUGACUGGUCACCCAAGAGGGGCUUGCUAGCAUCUGGAUCACUCGAUGGAACUGUCAGGAUAUGGGACCCAGUAUCCGGAGAGUGUACAAAGAUAAUCGAAGUGGGAGAACCUGUUCUCGACCUAUCUUGGUCUUUUGAUGGGAACUUACUGGUAACUGUUUCAAUGACAACAAAGGAAGGCAUCAAAAACACGAUCAGAGUCUGGACCAAGAACACCAUGGAAUGCAUUUUUGUGCUCGAUGAUACAGAUAAAGAUGGAGUGUCCUUUGAUUUAGAGAAUCCGAAUCUCUUGCAUACGAGCGCAGGGACAUUCGAUAUACGAUCCGGUCACGUGGUGAAGCACUCAUCACAAUUUUCAACGCGCCCCCUGUUUGAAGAGAGUCAAUAUGCACUAAAUGAGGAUUUGUCUUGGGUGACACGCCAAGGAAAGAAGCUGAUCUUCCUGCCUUUGGAAUAUCGAUCACACAUAUGGUGUUCCAAUGAUACAACAGUGGCGGUAGGCUGUUCCUCUGGUGAGGUAUUGAUUAUGUGCUUGAGCACUAUGAAUAAAUUCUGGUAA
This is a messenger RNA of Penicillium manginii, 1971 nucleotides long. Its product is annotated as WD40 repeat domain-containing protein. Bases 1 to 1971 code for a protein of 656 amino acids. The record is from RefSeq and is a predicted model, not a curated record. NCBI's taxonomy places the organism in Eukaryota, Fungi, Ascomycota, Eurotiomycetes, Eurotiales, Aspergillaceae. Gene Ontology annotation, molecular function: protein binding. The transcript has a single exon.